AUGAAUUGGGAAUCAUACCAUCGUUUACAAAAUCAAUUACAACAAUUAGAAAUGGAGAUAUUAAAUUGGGAAAUAGAAAUAACAAUUAGACCAUCAAUACCUGCUCAUUAUAUAGUUCACCAAGCUUGUAUGGCACCCUUAUCUCCACAAGAUCUUUUUAAUAUAGCUAAGAUUGAAGAAGGACGUGACAAACAACAGAUAAGAAAUUUAAAUCAAAUCACAAAACAUAAUGCUGAGAGAGCACUUGAAUUGCAAAGUUUACGUGAAGACCUUAAUUUUUUUGAUUGGGACCAAUGUUUUAUGGAAGAAAAGCUCAAUUCCAACAUCUUCCAUCCUUCAUUUGCCUCUCAUAUAACUGAUUUUGAUGAAACAACUAAAUGUCUUGCAUGUCAUUCAUUUCCAAAAUGUACUGCCAGAGGUCUUUGUAAGUUAUGCAGAUUUUAUGUUGAUAAUGGACUGAAGAGCCAAAUUGUUGAUAAAAAUUAUCAAUCAAAAAUUGAAGUCUUGGAGAAAAUUGAUUUAGAGACAAUGUGUGAAUCAGCACUUAAUGGAAUUUUUGGUUUUUCAGACUUUUGUGAUGGACAAAAAGAUGCAAUCUUAUCUUUUGCUCAAAAUCAUGAUACUCUUGUUCUGAAACAAACAGGUGGUGGCAAAAGUCUGUGUUAUGCUUUAGCAUCAGUUAUGACAGCAGGAAUUAUUGUAGUUUUUUCUCCAUUGAAGGCACUAAUUGAUGACCAAGUCCUUGAAUUGAUCAAUGCAGGAAGCCAAAUUGUUGAUAAAAAUUAUCAAUCAAAAAUUGAAGUCUUGGAGAAAAUUGAUUUAGAGACAAUGUGUGAAUCAGCACUUAAUGGAAUUUUUGGUUUUUCAGACUUUUGUGAUGGACAAAAAGAUGCAAUCUUAUCUUUUGCUCAAAAUCAUGAUACUCUUGUUCUGAAACAAACAGGUGGUGGCAAAAGUCUGUGUUAUGCUUUAGCAUCAGUUAUGACAGCAGGAAUUAUUGUAGUUUUUUCUCCAUUGAAGGCACUAAUUGAUGACCAAGUCCUUGAAUUGAUCAAUGCAGGAGUACCUUGUUGUGGUCUUUAUGCGUCAACAGCACAACCAGUUCAUUAUCAACAAAAUGAUACUCUUGUUCUGAAACAAACAGGUGGUGGCAAAAAAAUUGUGGCACGUCUUGGUAUAAACCAUCAAAAAAUAUUAGUAAUUUGUGAUAAAUAUUUUGGAAAUAAUUCAAUUAUUUUCCAAGUACAAAAAAGAAGGGACAAUAAAGAACAAUUCUUGGAAGAUAUUCUGAGGGCUAUUAAUGAAGUUGAAGUUGGAAAAUGCAUUAUUUAUUGUGCAUCUGUAAAAGGAUGUGAGAAUUUAUUAUCAGAUCUCCAAGACAAGGUUGCAAAAGAAAUAAUUACCAUGUAUCAUGGUGAAUUAUCUGCUAAAGAAAAGUCCAGAGAUCCUAUGCCUGAGGUAUGUAUGGUUUGUGAUAAUUGUGUACGGAGAAUGGCUGAUAAUCCAAGUUUUGUAAAUGUUAAAUCAAAUAUGCAAAAGAUACAAUCACAGGCAAAGGAUAUAAAAAAUCAGUUUGGUCAUUUGCCAGUAUAUCAGGAAAAAUUUCCAAGAAUCUUAAAAACAAAAGAAGAUGCCUUUUUACUAUUGGAUGAUUUAGUUUUACGUAAAUUAGUUGAAGAAGAUAUUGUAUUGACUAGGUCAUCAGCAGGUCAAACUUGUGUUGGUAGUGUUUCUAUUCUUGGCCUUACUGAAGAUGCAUUUGCAAAAGCCAAUAAUCAAAAUUGGAUAUAUCUGAUAAAAUAA
Molecule: messenger RNA, 1803 nt
Organism: Entrophospora sp. SA101
Lineage: Eukaryota; Fungi; Glomeromycota; Glomeromycetes; Entrophosporales; Entrophosporaceae
Source: the annotation of a GenBank genome assembly